Molecule: messenger RNA, 1719 nt
Organism: Prunus armeniaca (apricot)
Lineage: Eukaryota; Viridiplantae; Streptophyta; Magnoliopsida; Rosales; Rosaceae
Source: the annotation of a GenBank genome assembly
AUGGCUCGUGUCUUGCCACAUACCAAGAGCACUCCCUAUGAAAUUUGGAAAGGGAAGAAACCAAAUGUCAAGCACUUAAGGACUUUUGGUAGUAAAUGCUACAUCUACAAAGACAGGGAGUAUCUUGGAAAAUUUGAUGCAAGAAUUGAAACAAGUCAUGAAGAUACAGAUCUGGAAACUCACGAACCUGCUGCUGUUACUGAGACUGAUUUCGAGGAUUAUAAUCAGCCUUUCAAUCCUGUGAUACGCAGACCUGGUGCUAAACAAGUUCAGAAAGAUCACUCACCUUCUGACAUUAUUGGGAAUGUUGAAGACAAAUUGAGAACUCGACAACAAGUUUGUGAUGAGCUACAUCAAAUGGAUGUUAAGAGUGCGUUCCUAAAUGGUGUUUUACAAGAGGAAGUCUAUGUAAACCAACCUGCAAUAUUUCAAGAUCCUAUCCAUCCUAAUCAUGUAUAUCGUCUGAAAAAGGCUCUCUAUGGACUCAAACAAGCCUCGAGAACAUGGUAUGAUCGACUGUCCACUCAUCUUCUUCAAAAAGGGUACACUCGUGGUAGCAUUGAAAAAAAACCCUAUUUAUCAAAAGAACCAAAUGAGAUUGUUUUUGGAUCUACUUCUUACACUUUUGUCAAAGAAUUCCAUGAGGUCCAACAAUUCAAUGGAGGAAUGUUCAUCUCUCAAACAAAGUAUGCCAAAAACCUUGUGUCUAAAUUUGGUCUGGAAUCUACCAAGCCUAUUCGAAAUCUUAUGAGCACAAGCACCAAACUUUCCAAGGAUUCACAUGGCAAAAGUGUAGACCAAAAAUUAUACAGAAGCAUGAUUGGCAGUUUGUUAUAUUUGACUGCUACCAGACAUCUCUUUCAGUGUUGGACUUUGUGCUCGCUUCCAAUCCGAUCCCAAAGAAUCACAUCUACUGGUUGUGAAGAGAAUUCUUCGCUAUAUUGGGCAGGAAACAUUGAUGACAAGAAAAGCACAACUGGAGGAUGCUUUAACAUAGGCAACAACCUUGUCUCCUACCUUCAUAAUUCGGAUCAGUAUUUCUCCAAGGGUGCCUCAUCAGCCAGUUGCUUAUGGUCAUCUGACUUGAGCACACUGAUUGACCAUCCGCUACAUGGAUCAUGUCAAAAGCUCAAUAAAGUGAGCCAUCAAGUGGGAUCAGUCUUGGGUGAACAUAGUCUUUGUGCUUUAUUGAAAAGAGUUCACUUCACACCUUUGCUUCUUGAUGGUAGACUCAUUUGGUGCCUUUUAUCUUUCACCAUGACUGUGUGUUUUUGUCCCUGCCAUGCUUUACUUCACAUGCGUUUUAGACAGCGAUGGGUCUGCUGCUUCUUUCUCUCCUCACCCACAAGCUUGGGUUGUCUUCUUCAUCAGUCCAAUUCGAUCUCCAGCCCAGAGGUUCUCGUCUUCCCCUACUCACUGCGUCUUAUCUCCGUCAUGUCACGAUGGUCACCACACGAAGCCUUCGGCCUUCCUUCUCCGCUGCCCCUGACCACAGUCCAUCUCGCUCAUUGUACUUCUGGUGGUUUCUCCAUCGAGCAACAGGCCCUUUUGGAUUCACUCAUUGUACUUCUGGUGGUUCCUCCUCCGCUGCCCCUGACGCAUGUGCUUCUUUGCCGCAUCUGGGAUCAUUUUGAUACCUAUGGUGAGUUGUUGCUAACACUGGCAGGGCACAUUCAGCCACCUGAUCCUUCUUGUCCUACUCGAGCUCGCAGCCUCUAA